Molecule: messenger RNA, 4091 nt
Organism: Propithecus coquereli (Coquerel's sifaka)
Lineage: Eukaryota; Metazoa; Chordata; Mammalia; Primates; Indriidae
Gene: UNC119B
Product: unc-119 homolog B (C. elegans)
Exons: 5
Coding region: 35-790 (251 amino acids)
Biological process (GO): lipoprotein transport; cilium assembly; nervous system development
Cellular component (GO): cilium
Molecular function (GO): lipid binding
Source: RefSeq, a predicted model, not a curated record
CUGUGGAGGCGGCGGCCAUCUUGGCGGUGGAGCGAUGAACUGGUCGAACUCGAAGGCUGCGGCCGCGGGGUCUGCGGCUGGGCCCGGGGGGCUGGUGGCUGGCAAGGAGGAGAAGAAGAAGGCGGGCGGCGGCGUCCUGAACCGGCUCAAGGCGCGGCGGCAGGUGCCCCACCACGCGGGCGACGACGGCAUCGGGGCAGCAGUCACGGAGCAGGAGCUGCUGGCGCUGGACACCAUCCGGCCAGAGCACGUCCUGCGCCUCAGCCGGGUCACCGAGAGUUAUUUAUGUAAACCCGAAGACAACGUCUAUAAUAUUGAUUUCACCCGCUUCAAAAUUCGAGAUUUGGAGACGGGGACGGUGCUUUUUGAGAUCGCCAAACCUUGCAUUUCAGACCAGGAGGAGGAGGAGGAGGAGGAAGGUGGAGUUGUGGAUAUCAGUGCAGGACGCUUUGUCCGCUAUCAGUUCACACCAGCAUUUCUCCGCCUCCGGACGGUUGGGGCUACGGUGGAGUUCACAGUGGGAGACAAACCUGUGUCAAACUUCCGGAUGAUCGAACGGCACUAUUUCCGGGAACGCUUGCUGAAAAACUUUGACUUUGAUUUUGGCUUCUGCAUCCCCAGCAGCAGGAACACUUGUGAACAUAUCUAUGAGUUUCCCCAGCUUUCUGAGGAUGUCAUUCGUCUGAUGAUUGAAAAUCCUUAUGAGACCCGCUCUGACAGCUUCUACUUUGUUGACAACAAGCUGAUAAUGCACAACAAGGCUGAUUAUGCCUAUAACGGGGGCCAGUAACUGCCUCAGGAAUAGGCAGGGGAGGUGCUUUGCUGCAGCCACAAGACCCUGGCACACAGAGGCGACUGAAGCUGCAGUUUGUCAACACACAUCUGGAACCUUGCCCCAGGUGCCAAGGCUGAGGUGGCAGUUUCCUGUGCUCCAAGGGAGGUGCCAGGCAGUGCUGUGUUCUCUUCUGCAGUAUUUUUCCUUCCCCUUCUUCCCCUGCCCCUUAGGUCGCAGAGGUACUAUAGUAAAGUAAAAGAUUAGGAUAAGGCUCCUGGAAUCCAGAUAAAAAAGUCAAUUUUCAUGGAGUUCUAGCUGUUCACCGGUUGUGCUGACAAGCCUCGGUCUCUCCAGACACGUGCGCGGGUGAGAAGGCUGCGGCUGGGCCUGCCUGCAGUUCAGCAGCUCUCCUCCAGGUUCCUGGCUGCUGCGGGAAGCUGGAGGGUGGGCUUCUCCAGGCACCACCUCCUCUCACUUGCGGUGUCACCGUCAGCACAGUCUGCCCUCAGCCUGUGCUUCGUCUUAAAACAACUGGAAGGAACUUGAAAGGAGUGGAGGGGAGGGGUGGUGUAAAGGGUUGAGGCAUCAAGGCACGGGCGAUGCUGCCAAACCGAGAGGUCCGUUUUGUGGAGAGGCCUGCUGACCUGUCUGACUCCCAGCGCCCUCGGCCUCCCCUCCUGGGGAUAGACCAAGGUUUCAGCCUGGCAGUGCCUUCCUCUUCUCACUUUGGAGGACAGAUGAGCUUGCUCUGCUUCUCCUGGCUCCUAACUUUUGAGCAUCUCAUGAAAUAGAACGUGUCAGUUUUGUUCGUGGAACGCCAAUGUCUCUCAAGGCCAGAGCAGGUCUUGUUGUAUUUUGGUUUUUUAUUUCCAGACUUCUUUGUAGGAGGUUUUAUAAAAUGUCAGUGGUGUUCCCAGUAUAUGUGACGUGCGGGAAGAGUUCUGAUCUGUUAAUCGGGCUCCCGGGGCUAAUCUGGCUCAUGUUGGGGGAAGUGUACUUAUGAACCAGUGGCCGCUUUAAAGGAGAGAUUCGAUUUUCUCUACACAGCACAGCCUGGAGGAGGAUUGGCUUUUGAUGGGGUUUGCCUCUGGAGCUCUUUGUGGAUUUCUUCUUUAGGAGGGUUUUCCUUUCUGCCUUUCUACUGAAGUAGUUUCUGGAACCAUUCCAGCAGAUCAGAUCUAAGUAACGUAUGUGCUGAUCCUUUAAACUGCUAAGUUGGAAUUGUUUUGGGUGUUUGGAAAGGGUGAAGUAGGUGAGGUGGCCUGUCAGAGUGAUGUGUUCUCAGAAAAGCUUCCUCCCGUGUCUCAUGCAGGUGGGCUGCUUGUGUCCUCUGACCCUAACCCACGGACUCUCACCUCCUCAGCUCCCUGUGGUUGUCUGCGUGGAUGGCUGUAGGAGCUCAGCCCAGAAUCCGUGACCCUCUGAUGAGAUGACUGAUGUGGCCAGGGUCCAUUUAGCAUUGAUAGAAGGGUGUCAGUAGGGAGGACCCACGGGUGUGAUAAGUCACUGUGGGUGUCAUAUAGUACCUGUGACAGGAGAGCUGUGACCCAAGGGGCUUGGGAGAAAGGCCAUGUGGGACCAGGGAAAGCAGAGACACCACUUUGCCGCAGAAGUUCCUGCGUGUUCAUUGACCAGUGUUGCUCCCUGUUUGGAUUCUAGAGUGUGAGUGGUUUUGAACUUUGGCCCCGUGCUUUGUGCCGGGCCAGAGUCUUGGUGAUGUCGUAUGUUGGCAGUUUUCUCAACUGAGAAAGCCCAAGACUACCCCACUGUGCCAGCACUGGGUUCAACCCUGAGGGAGGGAACAGACCAUGCACCCUGUGCAGUGGGUUCCUCGUCACCAGACUUGGUGACUUUCAGAACUGGAUUCGGUUACAGAUACGGUGCCUUAUGUGUGACUCUGUCCCUUAGGCUGCUGGGGGAAGCUGUGUUGCUGUUGUUACCCCCUCCUCGUCUGCAGACAGGCAUCAGCACUGUCUUCUUACCUUCUGUUUCUCAUUGUGGCUUCUCAAACGGGAUUUGCAUGUUCCUGUCAAGCUUAACAACAAUCCCUUCUCCCUGUGACAGAGGCCCAGUUGGGAGAGUUUCUACUAUUUGAUAUUUAAAUAACAUCUAGACUGCGGUUUCUGAAGCUGCCCAGAGCUCUGCUCAUUUGAGUGUGUUUUGGAAAUGUGCCCCAGGCAGCCGUCUCUAGUUCACUAGUGGGCUCUUAUCCUCAGUGAUAGCUUUGCCUGGGCAGUGGACCAGGAGGAUGGGGGAGGCGAGCACUCUGGCUUGAGUAGUGCUGUGUCCCCUUUCCUAUUAGCUAGCCUUAGUCUCACUGGACACCAUUUGAGACCAAGCGCUCGGUCUAUGCCCAGCUUGACAGGGAUUUGCCAUCUUCUGCUCCUGAAGGUCUGGUGUUCUGUAUCUAGGGCUCUGGAUUCCUGUGUCUAGCUGCUCAGGAAAUCUUGAGAAGCAUUACCACUCUGGGGUAUUAACCAGCAUGAGUUUGAAAUUCAAGCAUUUGUACCUGAGUUGAAAAAACUGGAAGUCAUACCUCCUCUGAACAUAACAGAACCAAUCAGACAGUGAAGCAGGCUGCCAUGUUAUUAAGGCAUCCGGACUGUUGAUGGCAGUUAUUUUGUGGGUGAUGCGACGAGAGGGGAAAAAACUACCUGCAUGGGGGACUGUGCCCUUUGUUAAGGGUCGGCAUCUGAGGGGUCGCUCCUCCAGGGAGCACAUCCCAGCAGAGUGGCAGGCCCGCCUGGUGCCAUAGGACCUACUACCUGCACCCUCUCCCCUCCAGUCUUGCUCCUGUCCCUCUGCCUUGGACUCUCCUGGAGAGGGCCUCUCUUUUCCUAUACAGCCUUUGGGCUACGAUGCCCUUCUAGCUUCUCCAAAGAAGAUCCUGGUUUAUUUUAUUCUAUGUUCUAAAGGGUAAACAGAGGAAAUAACACCUAAAAGUAGCUUGGGGCUAAAUUAGGCUAUUGUCUCCUUAUGUGUUAGCUCAGAACUAUCUUGUAAAGAAAGCAGUUUUCAGGGGCAUGUGCUUCCUGAAAACACCUCAGUCUCUGGGCUGUUUGAUUUCCAAUACAUAGGAAUAGUGAUUUGGUGGUGUUUGGGGUUAACUGUAGACUGUUGAUUCUUGAAAUGGCAGUGAUUGGACCAUCUUCAACUUAUUUUUUCAGUUCAAGUGGAACUUAUGUCUGGAAUAGAUUUAAUAGGCUGUGUCUAAUGUACAAAUUGGGUGAGUCCUGCCUUAGUGUGUCCUGCUCCCCUGGUAGGCUCCCAGGGUACUCUUUUUUUGAGACAGUCUCGCUCUGUUGCCUGGGUUAGA